Messenger RNA from Gadus macrocephalus (Pacific cod), 3188 nucleotides. RefSeq names its product pleckstrin homology domain containing, family O member 1a (gene plekho1a). NCBI's taxonomy places the organism in Eukaryota, Metazoa, Chordata, Actinopteri, Gadiformes, Gadidae. The transcript has 10 exons. The record is from RefSeq and is a predicted model, not a curated record. Bases 369 to 2030 code for a protein of 553 amino acids. Gene Ontology annotation, biological process: regulation of myoblast fusion. Gene Ontology annotation, cellular component: ruffle membrane; muscle cell projection membrane.
UGUCAGACCAGGAAGUGAAUGUACUGUAAUAUAGAGGAGAGCACCUCCUGCUGUCAGACCAGGAAGUGAAUGUACUGUAAUAUAGAGGAGAGCACCUCCUGCUGUCAGACCAGGAAGUGAAUGUGGGGUCAGAGGUCAGGGCCCAGCGGGGGUCCGGGGAGCGGGUGGACCUCCUCCUCUACGACCGCUCUGAGGAGACCCGGAGCAGCAGGAGGCGCAGCAAGAAGGACCUGAGCCGCUUCUCCCUGAUUGGCUGUCCCAACGCGGGCCCCACGGUUCCUCACCUGGUGUUUCUUGCGGUGAGUCCAGAAGAAAAGGAAUCCUGGAUCAAUCAUCUCAACGCCGCCAUCCUCAGAGCCAAGAGCCACAUGCUGGACCAGGUCCGGGUGGAGGAGCAGGUGGUUCUGCUCCACCCAACCAGAGACCGUGUCCGGAUCCCUCCAAUCAGACGCCUUCCCAGUAGAGGACACCUGCUGAGUGUGUCCUCCUCCCAGGGCAUGUUGACCCUUGACCUGGUGGAGGAGGAGGAGCUCCAUCCUGGGGGUGCAGAGGUCAAAGGUCGGCAGCGGUCCGGUACCGACGCCUCCCAGCUGCGGCCGAGCCCCAGGGGGCCGGCCACCGGCAGCCUGCCCAGAGGCAGCGAGCGCUGCUGGGGCCGGCCGCGCCCGGAGGCCCCUCAGACCUCCAGGACCUCCAGACCUCCACACGCACAGCAGGUCCAGUCGUUGACGCCCCAGCUGGGGAAGCGGCUCAGCGCCCAGGGCAGGAGGCGCUGCUCCUCCAUGGACCAGGGCCUCUCCUCCAGACCGGCGAGGAUCCACUUUGAGUUCAGGGCUCCGGGUGGAGGUCAGGGUGGAGGUCCGGAUGGAGCUCCGGGUGGAGGUCAGGGUGGAGUUCAGGGUGGAGGUCCGCUCCAGAGCCUCAUCGCCCAGAAGAUGCAGCGAGCUCAGGAGCUCCUGGAGGAGCUUAGGCUCCAGGAGCUGCAAGAGGCGGGGCUUGGAGGAGGAGCCCCUCCUCUCAGGAAGGACAUCCACUCUCCACGACUCCGCCUCCUCCAUAGAGGCCCCUCCCCCUCCAGCUCCUCCUGCAGCCCAGAGGCUCCUGUCCGGGCUCAACAGAGCACCUCCCAUCCUCCUCUGAGGACCAGCGAGGAGCCUCCACCUCCUCCUCCCCUCCUCGACUCCUCUCCUCCUCUGAGGAGCAGCGAGGAGCCUCCACCUCCUCCUCCCCUCCUCGACUCCCAUCCUCCUCUGAGGAGCAGCGAGGAGCCUCCACCUCCUCCUCCCCUCCUCGACUCCCAUCCUCCUCUGAGGAGCAGCGAGGAGCCUCCACCUCCUCCUCCCCUCCACGACUCCCAUCCUCCUCUGAGGAGCAGCGAGGAGCCUCCACCUCCUCCUCCCCUCCACGACUCCCAUCCUCCUCUGAGGAGCAGCGAGGAGCCUCCACCUCCUCCUCCCCUCCACGACUCCCAUCCUCCUCUGAGGAGCAUCCACGACUCCCAUCCUCCUCUGAGGAGCAGCGAGGAGCCUCCACCUCCUCCUCCCCUCCUCGACUCCCAUCCUCUUCGGAGGCUCAGCGAGGAGUCUGCCGCCGCCUCCUUCUCCCCCGAGGCCCCGAAGAACGCCGGCACCUCCCCUGCCCGGACGCCCGCCUCCCCGCCGGCCGAGGAGGGGGAGGAGUCUGAGCAGCGUGAGGAGGAGAAGGAGCAGUGUGAGGAGCAGGAGGAGUCUGAGCAGCGUGAGGAGGAGGGGGAGGAGUCUGAGCAGCGUGAGGAGGAGGAGGUGGCGUGUCACCGUGCGGAGGCCGUGCGUCUCCUAGAGGAGGCGGUGUGCUCCUGGAAGGAGGCGCGGGAGGUGCUGGAGGAGGUGAAGGCGCUGCAGAGUCUGACCCUGAGGGGGCGGCGCCGGACGGCCGGCGGGAAGACUCCUCGGUCUCCCACGGCAACCGCCGCCCCCCCGCAGGGCCACGCCCUCCAGGGUGAGGAUAGGCCCGCCUCUGUGGUAGACGAGGACCAAUCAGAGACAAGCUGACUUUCUUAAUGCCGUGGCAACACAUUCAACCUCUCCUGCCCACCCCUGCUUUUACAGCACAUGCACAAAAGUAGGACGUCGUUCUGAAACAUUUCUAUAACAUUUGUAAAAUGGGACUCGUAUUUAUCUAUGCUAAUAUUUAUACGAAGAUCAAUACCAGCAAUACCUCAGAGCUUAAUGCUUUGGCCAAUCAGGUGAUCUAAGUGGAUCGUCAGUGCCGUCACUCUGUAGUGACAUCACUGUGAUGUCAGAGGGGAAGUCCGUUCUGCUGCUCCAAAAACUGUUUACAACUUAGUACGACAAGAUGCAUGUUUACACUGAUGCACUGUUGAAUCAUUGUUGUUGUUGUUGUUGUUGUUGUUGUUGUUGUUGUUGUUGUUGUUGUCAGUAGGUGAGUGCUGACGCAGCAUUCAACUAUUGUUCCUCUUAGGCUUUCUUCUCUCUUUCUUUAUUAUUCUCUACAAAUGCCAGGACGCUUCUCCUUCCUGUUACACCUGGUGACUCCAUUCCACUUUUAUAAUGUUCAUAGCUUGAAAUUGCGAGCUACCGUUCACAUUUUUAACAAAUAGAAACUUUUUAAAAUAUUCCACUUUUUUCCGCCCAUUCUCCGACACUUCAACUACUUCUGACUUCGUAACUUGGUUAAUUGAUUAACUUUAACUUUGAUUCAAACAUAUCACAAAUGAAGACACUUUGAUCUUCAAACAUAUCAGAUUUUCGAUAUCAUUUAUACUACUACUACACAUCAGGUGCAAUCCCGGUAGAAGCUGAAGACUAACAUCACUGCUUAAAAAUUCCACGGAAUACAACGGUAUAAGCCCCAUCAUUUUGUGAGCUUAUCUCUAUAAACUAAAUGUGAAAGAAUAACUUUAAUUGCACCAUUUCCCAAGUGACUACAAGUGAUGACACACACACAAAUAACAGCUCAGCUAUUCUACAUUUAUCUCAAAUGUAUUCAAACUUUAUCACUAGCUAUUAGUAACUCUUUACUUUAUAUGUUUCCAGACAUUUUAGAUUUUCUAAAUGGUGUGCAUGUUUACAUUGUUUAGACUUUUGAACUUGUGACUUUUGUUCAAAUCCCUUCACUUGAUUUAAGUCAUUCAAUAUUUCUUUGCGUCUUAAACUAUGUGGCUUUAUUAAAACAUGUUUUCAACCUCA